AUGUUUGUUUCCUCUUUUAUUUCUUACCUCUCUUUCUUUUCCUUCUCUCAUUUUCUUGAUUUUUCUCUUUCUUUUCUUAUUUUCUUGCUUACUUUUUACCUUUCUUUUUUUCUCAUUCUAUUGUUUUCUUUUUCUCUUUCUUUUCCUAUUUUCUUGCUUGCUUCUUUUAUCUCUCUUUUAUAUUGUAGUGUCUUUUCUUUUUUCUCUUUUAUUGCUCUUUUUCUUUCUUUUCUAAUUUUCUUGUUUCCUCUCUUGUCUUUUUUCUCUUUUUAUUGUUUCCUCUUUCCCUCUUUUUCUUUCUUUUUCUUAUUUCCUCUUAACUGUUAUCACUCUUUCUCAUUUUCUUGGUUCCCCUUUUUCUUUUACCUCACUUUCUUUUUCAUUUCUCAUUUUCUUGUUUCACCUUUUAACUCUCUUUUAAAACAUUUUCCCACCAUUUUUUUCUUUGUUUCUUUCUUUUACUUUCUUACGUUAUUUUUUUUUACUCCUGAUUUCUUUUUCUCUUUUCUACACAUUUCCUUACAUUAUUCCUUCACUUCUCUUUCUCAUUUGUACACAUUGCCUCACUUUUUCUCUCACUUCUUUACCUCUUUUCUACACAUUCCCUCACUUUUUCUCUCACUUCUUUACCUCUUUUCUACACAUUCCCUCACUUUUUUUCCUCAUUUCUCUUUUCUAUACAUUACCUCUCAUUUUUACUUCACUACUCUUUCUCUUUUCUACUUAUUCCUUCAAUUUUCUCCUCAUUUUUUCUUUUUCUACACAUUUUCUCACUUUUUCUCUCAUUUCUCUUUUUCUUUUCUAUUCAUUCUUUCUUUCUCUUUUUUGACUUAUUUGAAAGCUUCACUGAAAUAUUUCUGCAUAUUUAUUAGUUUAUUGUCAAAUCCCUAUCAAAUACCUGUUCUUGUUAAAUCAUCAAAAUUAAGCAGCCAAGCCUGA
Molecule: messenger RNA, 939 nt
Organism: Acanthosepion pharaonis
Lineage: Eukaryota; Metazoa; Mollusca; Cephalopoda; Sepiida; Sepiidae
Source: the annotation of a GenBank genome assembly